CGUUACACUAAGUAAAGAGAGAGAAUGUAUAUGUGUUGAUCUGAAUACAAUACCACACGCAUACACCAUAUUGUACAGAGAGAGAGAGAGAGAUGGGACCAUUGUCCUGCGCUUAAAAUUUAAGCUUUUUCGUGGACGACAGGAUCCGACUCUGCCGCAUAAUUCCUCUCUCUCUCUCUCUCUCUCUCUCUCUCUCUCUCUCUCUCUCUCUCUCUCUCUCUCUCUCUCUCUCUCUCUCUCUCUCUCUCUCUCUCUCAACUUCAUCAUCUUAUAAUUAACUUUUUUUUCCGUCAAAAAACGAAAUAAUAAACCUCUUCAAUAUUCCUUCUUCUCCCAAUGGAAAUGGAGGAUCAUCAUCAUCAACACCAACAGUAUGGCGGCAUCACUGAUCUGAGGCAGCUUGUGAGUAACAACGGACCCCGUUCAACACAUUUUCCUACUUCCAUACCGCCACAGCCCACGGCGGAGCUCUUCCCGGGCCACCCAAACCUCGCGGCUGCGCAUCAGCAGCAGCACUACGAGCUGAUGAUGUUUGGGCGCCAAGUAGCUGACUUAAUGCCUCGCUGUCUCCACGACUUUGCUGACGCCAGCAAUAAUAACACAAGCAGCAUAGGUGUUGCCACUGUCACUACUCCCACCACAACCACAAGCGCUUCAACUCCUCCUCUUAGUGGGUUGGGCGGCGCUGAGGCUGCAGGAUGCUUAGGUGGAGACGCAUCCACUGGAAGAUGGCCUAGACAAGAGACUCUUACUCUUCUUGAGAUCAGAUCUCGCCUUGACCCCAAAUUCAAAGAAGCUAAUCAGAAAGGUCCCCUCUGGGAUGAAGUUUCUAGGAUCAUGUCUGAAGAGCAUGGAUACCAAAGGAGUGGGAAAAAGUGCAGGGAGAAGUUUGAGAAUCUGUACAAGUAUUACAAGAAGACAAAGGAAGGAAAAGCUGGAAGACAAGACGGGAAGCAUUACCGAUUCUUUCGCCAACUCGAAGCCUUAUACGGUGAAAACAACAGUAACAACAGCAACGCUGCCUCAGCACAAGAAACCAAUUUUGGUGGUAGCAACACCUUCCAUUACCAAAACAAUCCUCAUGCUUUCAAUUCCCAACAUCAGAUGAAUAACCAAGAAAUGCUGCUUCUUGGUUCCCAGAACAGCCUAAGCCUCACCAACUCCACUGAGUUUGAAACCUCUUCUUCGGAUGAUGAUGAUCACAAUAGCACUGGGGGACUGAAAGGGAACGAUGAGUCCAUGGAGAAGAGGAGGAAGAAGAGAGGAGGGAGCAAGAGCUGGAAGGUGAAGAUAAAAGACUUCAUUGACUUGCAAAUGAGGAAGCUUGUGCAGAAGCAAGAAGAGUGGCUUGACAAGCUUAUGAAGACGCUGGAACAGAAGGAGAAAGAGAGGGUUCUGAGAGAGGAAGAGUGGAGGAGACAAGAGGCAGCCAGGUUGGAGAGGGAGCACAAGUUUUGGGCCAAAGAGAGAGCAUGGAUUGAAGCAAGGGAUGCUGCUUUAAUGGAGGCCUUGCACAAGCUGACAGGAACUGAUCAGGUAAAGUCUCAUCAUCGUCAUCAUGAUGGGAUAAUAACUGGUUCCGCAAUGCAAAAUAAGGACCAUAACGAAGAUGAUGAAAACUGGCAAGAAUGUGAGAUAUCAAGGCUUGUACAGUUGAGAGCUGAGAUGAUGGAAACAAGGUUUAGGCAUGGUGGUGAUGGUUGUUCAGAAGACGCUUUCUGGGAACAGAUAGCAACAAAAAUGGCAUGUUUUGGGUAUGAAAGGAGUCCAGUAAAGUUGAGAGAGAAAUGGGAAACAAUCAGCAAAGAAAACAACAAGAAGAAGCGGAAGGAGAAUAACUCAAACUCAGUACGAAGUAGUAGUUCUUGUUUUUACAUUGAAAACAAUAACAAUGACCAUUAUUCUUCUUCUUCUUCUCUAUAUAACAACAACAACAACAACCAAAGUGGUGGUGGAUAUUGUGAUAUCAACAAUGAUCAAAGGCGGCAACAACAAUCACCUUCGAAUUCCAACGCUAAUGCAUCAGUUCAUCAAGCUGAGAACUGUUUCCCAUUCUUGAUGAGUUGUGAGGGAGGAACUUUGUGGGACAACUACAGCUUAAAGGUUAAUAAACCAAAUCAAAAUCAGUAGGUUAAUCAACUCCCUCGUAAGAGGCACCGAUUAAGAUUUCACAGACUUCUUCUUAUUUCCUUUUUUUUUUUAAAUCUGAGAUGGUUUAAUUUCAUUCCAUCGCAUUAUGUAAGCAAAGAACUAACUCCUGAGGGUUUUUGUGUAUAGGGACUAAUGAAUGAUGAUUAGGAUGGUCAAUCUUAAUUAUUAAUGUAUUUAUUAAUUAUUAGGAGGAAAAAUAAUAUUUUCAAGCUUACACAAGUUUAAUAUGGGAGACAUAUUGGCAAAAUCUCACUGAUGAAGACUUAGGACGAUGUGCCACAAAUUCUUCAGGUAAGUCUCUCUCUCGUGCCAGAUUUUCUUCUGUGCCUGCAAAUAAUGUCUUGCAUCUUCAAACUGAUCACUGUUUUUGGCACUCCUCAUCCCAUCUCUUGGCUUUUUAUUAUUAUUAUUAUGGUGUAACUUCGGAAUAUUUAACAGUGGUGGUAGAUUUUGGUGUGUGUACCGAAGGGGUGUAUUUAAGGUAGCAAUAUCUUGAACUUUGGUUCUUUGUUCAAUAUUUUUAUGAACGAGAAUAUAGAUUGAUGUUAGUGGAUAUAUUAUUUAAGCAUUGGGCCUGGUUA
Molecule: messenger RNA, 2732 nt
Organism: Arachis stenosperma
Lineage: Eukaryota; Viridiplantae; Streptophyta; Magnoliopsida; Fabales; Fabaceae
Product: trihelix transcription factor PTL-like
Exons: 2
Coding region: 337-2130 (597 amino acids)
Source: RefSeq, a predicted model, not a curated record